AUGCAACUAACGCUCGCUACCUCGCUCCUCGCGCUCAGCGCCUUUGCUCUCGCAGAAGCCGAUGGCCCACAACAUGGCCCUCCACCACCUCAGGGCGCCGCGGCAAUCGAAUCCGCCGUAACCAGUCUGGCCUCACAAACGAACUUGCCAGCUGAUAUCACCUCUCUCGCUCCUGCUCUUAGCUCUGCUGGUAUCACUGGUGUUGUCAUCUCUGGAAGUGCGGAACCUACUGGCACUAGUGGAAGCGAUUCUUAUGGCAACGAAGGUCAAUCUGGAGGACAAGGUCAAUCUGGAAGUGAAGGAGAGUCGGGCAACAGUGGCGACAGCAAUGAGAAUAACAACAACAACGAUGAUGAUGACAAUAACGGAGAUCGCAAUGGGGCUUCGGUUCCUGUACCGCAGGUUGUUGUUGCUGGUGGUGCUGCGGGGUUGGGUAUGGCUGUGUUGGCUUUCCUUUAG
Molecule: messenger RNA, 459 nt
Organism: Cercospora beticola
Lineage: Eukaryota; Fungi; Ascomycota; Dothideomycetes; Mycosphaerellales; Mycosphaerellaceae
Source: RefSeq, a predicted model, not a curated record